GAUCCGAACCCGAAGCAAAAGGAGAGGCAGCAAAUAAGGAAGUCCCCAAAUGGCCGAGCGUUUGUCGCUACGACUGACGCUUCCGCAUUCUUCACCAACUACAGCAAAAGCCAUGGCAGCUACUGCUUUAGGAAGCGCCGCCGCCGCCGCCGCCGCCUCCGCCUCCGCCUCAUCAACCUCCCGUUUCCUCUCCUCAGCCACCAGGGCUACGCUGACGUUCUCUUCCCGUUCACCGUUGAUCCUCCCUCGCUCCUCGUCUUCGUCAUCUUUCCAGUUCCUCAGAUCGUCUCCUCUCACUUCUCACCUUUUUCUGAAUCAGGGACGCCCAAGCUCCUGUGUAUCAAAUAGAGGAUUCAAUGCGGCGACUCAUCCGAAAUGCCUGGCAUCGGACCCUGAGCAGUUGAAGAGUGCUAAAGAAGAUAUCAAGAAGCUCCUGCAGACCACAUUCUGCCAUCCUAUUUUGGUACGGUUGGGUUGGCACGAUGCUGGAACUUACAAUAAAAAUAUUGAGGAAUGGCCGCAGAGAGGUGGAGCUAAUGGAAGUUUAAGAUUUGAGGUUGAGCUGGGACAUGGUGCUAAUGCUGGUCUUGUUAACGCCUUGAAACUCAUUGAGCCUAUCAAGGAGAAGUAUUCUAACGUGACAUAUGCAGACCUAUUCCAGCUGGCCAGUGCUACAGCCAUCGAGGAGGCUGGGGGACCCAAAAUCCCCAUGAAGUAUGGAAGGGUGGAUGUUGUGGGGCCAGAACAAUGCCCUGAAGAGGGAAGGCUUCCUGAUGCUGGUCCUCCAUCACCUGCUGGACAUCUACGAGAUGUUUUCUACAGAAUGGGGUUGAAUGACAAGGAAAUAGUUGCAUUAUCUGGGGCACACACGUUAGGGAGAGCCAGGCCAGAGCGCAGUGGUUGGGGCAAGCCAGAGACCAAAUAUACGAAAGAUGGACCUGGUGCACCUGGUGGACAGUCCUGGACUGCACAAUGGUUGAAGUUUGACAAUUCGUAUUUUAAGGAUAUCAAAGAGAGGAGAGAUGAAGAAUUACUGGCGUUGCCAACUGAUGCUGUUCUCUUUGAAGAUCCAUCAUUCAAGGUUUAUGCUGACAAAUAUGUUGAAGAUCAAGAAGCCUUCUUCAAGGACUAUGCUGAAGCUCAUGCCAAACUUAGCAACCUUGGUGCUAAAUUUGAUCCUCCAGAGGGUAUUGUGAUAGACGAUGCAUCUUCGAAACCUGUGGGAGAGAAGUUCGAGGCUGCCAAAUACUCAUAUGGGAAGGAUUAGAAACAAGUAUCAUGUUUUGUGCCGUGUCUUUUAAUAAUACAAGUUGAAGCUAUAUUCAAAUCCUGACAUCUGUGAUGUCACAUCUAAAACUUGGAAGAGUCUUAAGUGAAGAAGAGUGGAAUAAAAUUCAAUAGUAUUGCCUAUUUGAAUUGCAGAGAGAGCUGUCAGACUCGAUGAAGCAGAAGAUUCGGGCAGAAUAUGAAGCUUUUGGUGGAAGUCCAGAUAAGCCUCUACCAACAAACUACUUCC
Molecule: messenger RNA, 1516 nt
Organism: Momordica charantia (bitter melon)
Lineage: Eukaryota; Viridiplantae; Streptophyta; Magnoliopsida; Cucurbitales; Cucurbitaceae
Gene: TAPX
Product: thylakoidal ascorbate peroxidase
Biological process (GO): cellular response to oxidative stress; hydrogen peroxide catabolic process; response to reactive oxygen species
Molecular function (GO): peroxidase activity; heme binding
Source: RefSeq, a predicted model, not a curated record